Molecule: messenger RNA, 1932 nt
Organism: Astyanax mexicanus (Mexican tetra)
Lineage: Eukaryota; Metazoa; Chordata; Actinopteri; Characiformes; Acestrorhamphidae
Gene: nit1
Product: nitrilase 1
Exons: 6
Coding region: 342-1298 (318 amino acids)
Molecular function (GO): hydrolase activity, acting on carbon-nitrogen (but not peptide) bonds, in linear amides
Source: RefSeq, a predicted model, not a curated record
GUCCACCGAGAACGCCUGUAUACACAGCUAACUAGAAAACCAGAAAGUGCAGUUAUAGCUGUGUAUGUCAUCUGUGUGUGGAUUUUUAAAACAGAUGUUAUUAAGAAUGCAUGUAGCUGCUAAUCCCUCUAUUGUUUUAAUCUGUUGUAGAUAGGUUAUCUGGUUUGUUACCUGGUUUUGACAAGAUGUUGCCUGCUGAGGUCAAAGUAAGGCUGUCUGUUGUAAAUAUGUCAACAAGGCAGCGGUAGAGAGCUAGCUAACGUUUAAUCCACGUUUUUUUAACUGGCUAUCUAAUAAAGUCAAAGUACACGUAGUUAAACACCAUCUGAACACGCCUGUUCAUGUCGGGCAUGAUUCUGUGCAGAACACUGAAGAAAGUGCUUUUUAUACCAAAGUGCCAUCUGUUGUGGAGAUCUCAGGCUGGUAGGAAUCAACUCAGGAUGGCCUCAUCACAUCCUGUGGCAGCUGUUUGUCAGAUGACCUCCACCCCAGAUAAAGAGGCCAACUUUACCACAUGCGAACGUUUGGUCAAGCAGGCCAAAGAAGGCAGGGCCAGCAUGGUAUUCCUACCUGAAGGUUUUGAUUACAUUGGCUCCAGUCGAGAAGAGACAUUACAGCUGUCUGAAAGCCUACAGGGAGACACCAUCAGCAGAUAUACCAAGCUAGCCAAGGAGCUGAAUGUUUGGCUUUCUCUGGGAGGUUUCCAUGAGAGAGGGCACGACUGGGAAAAUGACAGAAGGAUCUAUAACAGUCAUGUUAUCAUUAAUGAACAAGGUGGGAUUGUGUCGGUGUACAGGAAAGGUCACCUGUUUGAUGUGGAGUUGGCGAAUAGAGGUGUGUCUCUAAAAGAGAGUGCUUUCACUAUUCCUGGGCCGAGUUUAGUGCCUCCUGUUGAAACACCCGUUGGAAAGGUGGGACUGGGUAUCUGUUAUGAUCUGCGUUUCCCUGAGUUGUCGCUGGCUCUUCAGAGGCAAGGGGCGGAGAUCCUGACUUAUCCAUCAGCGUUUACUGUGGCAACUGGAGCCGCUCACUGGGAGGUGCUUUUGCGAGCCAGAGCCAUUGAAACACAGUGUUUUGUUUUGGCUGCAGCACAAGUUGGAGCUCACCAUGCAAAACGUUCAUCAUAUGGCCAUGCGCUAGCAGUGGAUCCAUGGGGUGUGGUCAUGGGGGACUGUGGGGGGACAGAGGGUGGCGUGGCUUUGGUGGAGAUUAACCUGCAGAGACUACAGGACACUAGAAGGGACAUGCCGGUCCAACAGCACAAGAGGCAGAGCGAGUACUACUGUGGUCUGGAUUAAACUGAGAUGGACAGCGUAUCUACAAAGGAUGUUGAAUAUGGUUAAAGAUGGAGUUGGGAAUACCAUGUAAUUUUUUGUGGACCAGUUAUGCAUCAUACACUGUAUGUCCAGAUGUUUGUGAACACCCCUUCUAAUCAAUGCAUUCAGCUAAUUGAAGUUAAACCUAUUGCUGCACAGAUGUGCAAAUGCACACCCAGCUUGUGUAGUUUUUUUUUUAUAGAAGUAUUUCUAGAGAAUAUAACUCACUUGAGCAGAUAAACUUGAACCUUUUGGCAUCACAUCUAAUGCCAGACAUGGGCUAGUGAAAUAUAAAGCCCUCAACUGUGGAGCAGUGCAGCUGUGUUCUGUGGAACGAUGAUGCCCCAUCCAAUACUUUUGGGAUAGGUUGGGGACUUGUGAAUGAAAUGUGAAUGGAAAGCUGAGACAGUUACUCCAACAAAAGCAGAAUAUACUCUUUUCACUGCGGUUGAAUUUGUGAAUGUUUUUUUUUUUUCAGGAAUUUGGAGAUAAAUUAUGUCAUACACACCCAACUAUGAAUGAGAUGGGAUUUGGUUUUACAUCUGAACGGUAGUUAUAGUCCUGUGGGGGUUGAUGCUUUUCAAUAAAAUAUUAUUCAGUAAAAUGGAAAUACUAA